AUGUACAAAUCGGUGAACUGUGCGAGAGUGGAGGCCUGUCUAAUUUUGGCCUUUGUGCUUCUCAGCGUUCAAGGGGAGUACCCGUUUAGGAAUCCUUCACUGCCAGCAAAGUUCAGAGUGGACGACUUACUGACCCGCCUUACAAAUGAGGAACUCAUACAACAAGUUUCCAAUGGUGGAGCUGGUCUGCAGCAUGGUCCAGCUCCGAGUAUUCCUCGAUUAAAUAUCAGUGCGUACCAGUGGCGGACCAAUCCUGCAGACGGAAGAAUAACGCCCUUCCCACAACCUGUGAAUUUGGGAGCUACGUUUGACGUUCACACUCUGUACCGGGUUGCCAGAGCGACUGGUCUGGAAAUGCGAGCCCGCUGGAAUCAAGCUAAGUCGAAAAACAAGUAUCGCGAUGGUACUGGCAUCCAUUUGUUUGCUCCUGUUGUCAAUCUACUGAGGCAUCCAUUAUGGGGAAGGAAUCAAGAAACAUUCGGAGAAGAUCCGUUUAUGGUUGGGAAGCUUGCUCGAGCCUUUGUUCGAGGACUAGGUGGAUGGAAGAACGCUGAACCACAGUCAUCAGAUGAACAAAAUCUAUCAUCACAGCCUGACGUUCUUUUGGUUGGGGCAAAUUGCAAACACUUUGCGGUCCACACGGGGCCAGAAGAUUUCCCUGUUUCACGGCUAUCGUUUGAAGCCAAUGUGACGGGCGUGGAUCUGUGGCAGACAUAUUUACCAGCAUUUCGCGCUUGUCUCGAGGCAGGAGCAGUAAGCGUCAUGUGCGCAUAUUCGGGAAUCAACGGAACUCCGGACUGUAUCAACCAUUGGCUUCUUACGGAGUUGCUCCGUCAAAAGUGGAAGUUUAAAGGAUUUGUGGUGACAGAUUGUGGAGCUCUCCAGUUUGUCAUUUGGAAACAUCAGAUUUUCAGUCACUACAAUGAGACCGCAAUGGCGGCAGUUAGAGCAGGAGUAAAUCUGGAAAACUCGGUGAUGUAUGCAGAACAAGUGUUUUCGACUUUACCACACUUGCUCGCCUCUGGUUCUUUAUCACGUGACCAACUUAUUGAAAUGGCCAGACCGCUUUUCUUGACCCGAUUGAUGCAAGGCGAAUUCAAUCCGGUUGAAAUGGAUCCAUAUCGAUUACUGGCGCCUGAAGAGGUCAUCCUGAACAAAGACCACCGCCGUGUCGCCUUGGCGGCCACGGCAAGGAGUAUCGUUCUUCUUCAGAAUCGAGAUCGUUUUUUGCCCCUGAAGGAUAAUGUAGCCGAUUCAGGAGGUCCGCUUCGACACAUUGCCAUCGUCGGACCAUUCGCCACAUCGGUUACUGAACUGUACGGACAUUAUCGAACAGUUCCUGAGCCCGAAAUAGAGGUCCCUCUUAGCAAAGGUUUAUCUCAACUAUCCCGUCGAAUGCAUGCUAGCGACAUCUGUACCGAUGGCGGUCGGUGUUCCAGUUUAAACAACGAGGCGCUGCAUUCAACUCUGGGUUAUGAUGAUCUGGAUUUAAUCGUACUGUCGGUAGGGACUGGAAGCGAGGUUGAAGGGGAGAAUAUGGAUCGUCAGAAUAUCACUCUUCCUGGAAAACAGCCGGAGCUACUGGAACAGACGCUCAAACUCGCUGCUGGCCUUGGGCUGUCAAGGCGGACAGUGCCCAUUAUUUUGCUUGUCUUCAGUGCCGGCCCGAUCAACAUAUCACGGGCAGUGGAGGACGAGAAUGUGAAAGCUAUCUUUUGGUGUGGAUUUCCGGGGCCUCUGGUUGGUGACGCAAUGAAGCAUUUGUUGCUGGGAAGUUCCGGUGAACUUUUCGGCCCAUCCAAGCCAAUAUCCGUUGGGUUUCAUUCCUUCCGGGAGGUGUACAGAUGGGAUUUCAUACCCGAUGACGGCUAUUGGUGGAUUCCUGCCGCGCGUCUUCCAUUCACCUGGUAUGAAUCAAUCGACCAGUUAGCCAAUAUAACCGUGUAUGAAAUGACCAAUCAGACAUAUCGAUAUCUUCCAACUCAGUGUCGUAUGUCAAACGAAGAUUGUAGGAUCCCUGUGCUUUAUCCUUUUGGAUAUGGACUGAGCUACAAUUUCAACCUUUCUGGAGCCUCAGGAUUCGUUUAUUCUGAUCUCAUCACGCCGUCAAGUGCCGUUUCUUCCAAUCAACGAAUAGCAUUUUACGUGACGGUUCAAAAUGAGGGUCCGAUUGCUGGCGAGGAGGUAGUCCAGGUUUACACACAAUGGUUGAACAGGACGGAGACCGAUAAUUCAUGGAAUGAUCCGCUCAUUCAACUGGCUGGAUUCGAACGAGUCAAACUAGAUGUUGGGGAAUACAAACAAUUGAAAUUCACAUUGAUCCCGUCGGAGCACUUGGCAGUCUGGUCUCUUUCGGAGAACACGAUGAUACCUGGUCGGGGUGUUCUACAAAUUUCCAUCGGCGGACAACAGCCGAAUCAACGUAUCUCAGUCGGAUCAAACGUAUUGUCCGCUUCACUAGAAAUCCUCUAAUAUCCAUUUUGAGAUUCUCUUGAACUCCAGUAACGAACGAGUUUUUUUGAAUGUCCAUAACUCUUCGCUCAUUGCAUAAUCAUAGUAGAUGUCCUCCAUGCAAAUCUAUUUCUCGUCGCUUUGCUUUUAAAUACGGUUUUCUGUUAUCAAGCUUUGUUCUUGAGAGUCAAACACAUCAAGAUUCACUGCGCUAUUAUUUCGUCCAUCACUGUUUCUGAAAUUUAUAUAUUUUCACUAACACCCGUUAAGCUACAUCCAAC
Opisthorchis viverrini is the source of this 2732-nucleotide messenger RNA. RefSeq lists its product as hypothetical. Bases 1 to 2472 code for a protein of 823 amino acids. The transcript has 9 exons. The record is from RefSeq and is a predicted model, not a curated record. Gene Ontology annotation, biological process: xylan catabolic process; arabinan catabolic process. NCBI's taxonomy places the organism in Eukaryota, Metazoa, Platyhelminthes, Trematoda, Opisthorchiida, Opisthorchiidae. Gene Ontology annotation, cellular component: plant-type cell wall. Gene Ontology annotation, molecular function: alpha-L-arabinofuranosidase activity; xylan 1,4-beta-xylosidase activity.